Messenger RNA from Pomacea canaliculata, 1712 nucleotides. Its product is annotated as ruvB-like 2. The transcript is spliced from 14 exons. Gene Ontology annotation, molecular function: DNA helicase activity; ATP binding; ATP hydrolysis activity. The record is from RefSeq and is a predicted model, not a curated record. Lineage: Eukaryota; Metazoa; Mollusca; Gastropoda; Architaenioglossa; Ampullariidae. Gene Ontology annotation, cellular component: NuA4 histone acetyltransferase complex; R2TP complex; Swr1 complex. Bases 25 to 1419 code for a protein of 464 amino acids. Gene Ontology annotation, biological process: regulation of transcription by RNA polymerase II; chromatin remodeling; box C/D snoRNP assembly.
GUGGCGUUGACACAAACCGGCAGCAUGGCGGCGUCUACUGCAGAGAAAGUUCAAGAAGUACGUGAGGUGACGAGAAUAGAGCGGAUUGGAGCUCAUUCUCAUAUUCGGGGUCUUGGUCUUGAUGAUGGUUUGGAGGCAAGGCAGACGUCCCAGGGCAUGGUGGGGCAGAUGGAAGCUCGCAGAGCAGCAGGCAUCAUUCUUGAAAUGAUUAAGGAAGGCAAGAUCGCCGGCAGAGCUGCCCUCAUUGCAGGACAACCAGGCACAGGAAAGACAGCUAUUGCUAUGGGUAUGGCACAAGCCUUGGGAUCUGACACACCUUUCACAAGCAUUGCAGGCAGUGAGAUUUUCUCCCUUGAGAUGAGCAAAACAGAGGCUCUCACCCAGGCUUUCCGGAAGUCAAUUGGAGUUCGCAUCAAGGAGGAAACUGAAAUAAUUGAAGGAGAAGUGGUUGAGAUACAGAUUGACCGGCCUGCGACUGGAACUGGGGCAAAGGUUGGCAAGCUGACUCUAAAGACAACAGAGAUGGAGACAAUCUAUGACCUUGGGCAGAAGAUGAUUGAAUCUCUCACAAAGGAGAAAGUGCAGGCUGGCGACAUUGUGACCAUUGAUAAAGCCACUGGAAAAAUCACCAAGUUGGGGCGGUCCUUCACAAGGGCACGGGAUUAUGAUGCCAUGGGACCACAGACCAAGUUUGUUCAGUGCCCAGAGGGAGAGCUGCAGAAGAGAAAAGAGGUGGUGCACACUGUCACACUUCAUGAAAUUGAUGUCAUAAACAGUCGCACACAAGGCUUCCUUGCCCUCUUCUCUGGUGACACGGGCGAGAUCAAGUCAGAAGUCCGUGAACAGAUCAACUCCAAAGUUGCCGAAUGGCGUGAAGAGGGAAAAGCUGAAAUUGUUCCUGGGGUGUUGUUUAUUGAUGAAGUACAUAUGCUUGAUAUUGAAUGUUUCUCCUUCUUGAAUCGUGCUCUUGAAUCAGACAUGGCACCAAUCUUAAUUAUGGCAACCAACAGAGGUAUUACACGAAUCCGAGGCACACAGUACAUGAGUCCACAUGGUGUCCCUAUUGAUCUGCUUGACCGCCUGCUGAUUGUGUCAACAUCACCUUAUGAAGAGAAAGAGAUCAAACAAAUUCUCAAAAUCAGAUGUGAAGAAGAGGAUGUGGAUAUGAGUGAUGACGCUCUCACUGUGCUGACUAGAAUAGGCAUGGAAACAUCGCUGAGGUAUGCCAUUCAGCUCAUCACAACUGCCCACCUGGUUUGCCGCAAACGAAAGGGAACAGAAGUAGAUGUUGAUGACAUCAAGCGGGUGUACUCCUUGUUCUUGGAUGAGUCUCGCUCUACGCAGUUCCUCAAGGAAUAUCAGCAGGAGUUUAUGUUUAACGAAGUUGGUCAAGAACAGAUGGAAACAGAAGGAAGUUAAAGUACAGACCACGUGGUGAAUCAACUGAAGUUCAUAUGUGUUUUUGGGUAAAGAUGCAUUUGUUUGAGCAAAAGAACAGUGUCUUAUUGAAAAGGGAGUUUGUAAAUGCACUUCAGGAAACUGUUACAGUUUUGUUUUUUGUUCCGUGCAUGAAACAGACGUGAAAAUAGACUUGUUACAGCAUGACAAUUUUUGUUGAUGCUGUAUCCACUGUUAGAGCUGAAUAAGUGUGUUGAAUUCUUUUAUCAUUUAUUUUGAUCAUUAUUUUUACAUAAAUACAUGUACUUAUUAUU